Mus musculus (house mouse) is the source of this 2976-nucleotide messenger RNA. RefSeq names its product fibronectin type III and SPRY domain containing 2 (gene Fsd2). The record is from RefSeq and is marked validated. Gene Ontology annotation, cellular component: nucleus; perinuclear region of cytoplasm; sarcoplasmic reticulum. The transcript has 13 exons. NCBI's taxonomy places the organism in Eukaryota, Metazoa, Chordata, Mammalia, Rodentia, Muridae. The coding region runs from base 184 to 2334 and encodes 716 amino acids.
AGGGUGAACUAGGCAUGGCCAGCUUGCAGCGCACUCAGAGGUCACCGGGAAGGGGAGCUGGCCAGACAGAAAUCCAACUUUCCAGCAGAAACCUAGGAUGUUGGAGUUAAAAGACGCAUUUAUGGGCCUUUAAAAAAGCAGGACUCAGAACAUCCACUGACUGAGAAGGGCUGCCCUGUGUCAAUGGAGGAGGAAGCAGAGGAGGAAUCCGGGCUGGGCAGGUCGGCAGCCCCCAAAGACUUCCACUUUUAUCACAUGGACCUGUAUGACUCUGAAGAUAGACUGCAGCUCUUCCCAGGAGACAGCAGCAGAAUCAGGAGGGAAGUAACCCAAGCCGAAGAUGACCGUGAAUUAGGGGAUGAAUUUGUGGAUGAACACAGACUGGGGACUCUGGGGUAUCCUUCUUACGGGAUGAGGAGGAGGGACCCAGGCAGGGAGCCGAGAGACUGGGGUGAGGCAGCUGAGGCGGAGGACCUGGGCUACGGAGGAGGGCAAGGCCCUCUUGACCAGUGCCAAGACCUCCGGGAAGCCUACAGGUACACACAUGGCCGUGCCAGCGAGGAGUAUGAAUGCUAUGUCAUCCCAGAGGAGGAAGACGAAGAAGAGCCUGCUGAUGUCUUCUGCAUCACUUGCAAAACUCCAGUAAGAACUGUUGAGAAGGAUUUUGAUACACACAAGGAACACGAAGUAACCCCAAUCAGCAAAGCUCUGGAACAUGCCAAGGAUGAGGUUCACAAAAAUAUGUGCAAAUUGGAACAGCAGAUAAUUGAGAUGGAAAAUUUCGCUAGCCACCUGGAAGAAGUGUUCAUUACUGUGGAGGAGAAUUUUGGAAGACAGGAACAAAACUUUGAGUGCCAUUACAAUGGGAUCUUGGAAACCCUCGCUCAAAAGUAUGAAGAAAAAAUUCAAGCUCUGGGGGAGAAAAAGAGAGAGAAACUGGAAGCCUUAUACGGACAACUGGUCAGCUGUGGAGAGAACCUCGAUGCCUGCAGGGAGCUGAUGGAAACCGUAGAGGAGAUGUGUCAUGAGGAAAAGGUGGAGUUCUUAAAGGAUGCAGUGGCUAUGACUGACAGACUGGGGAAAUUCCUGAAAACCAAAACUGAUGUGGAGCUCUCUGCACAACCUGAGUUUGAAGACCAGACCUUGGACUUCUCUGAUGUGGAGCAGCUGAUGGACGCCAUCAAUACCAUUCCAGCGCCCUCUGCUCCAGUGAUAAAUCCCCAGGCACCCAACUCCGCCACCGGCUCCUCAGUGCGUGUAUGCUGGAGCUUAUAUUCUGACGACACCGUGGAGAGCUACCAGCUGUCCUAUAGGCCGGUGCAGGACAGCUCAUCUGGCAAGGACCGAGCAGAAUUCACCAUGAUGGUCAAAGAAACAUAUUGCUCAGUGACAAAUCUUGAGCCAAAUACUCAGUAUGAGUUUUGGGUCAUAGCUCAGAACAGGACUGGCCCCAGCCCCUGCAGUGAGCACGCAGUGUAUAUGACAGCCCCCUCUCCCCCCUCUAUAAAAACCGAGGCAAUCAGAAGCUGUGAAGAGGCUGUGCUGAUUUGCUGGGAGUCUGGGAACCUGAAUCCGGUGGACUCCUACACGGUGGAGCUAAUCCAGGCAGAGACGCCAGAAGCCUCGGGGGUAACUGAAUCUGUCGUAGGCAUCCCAACCUGUGAAUCCCUGAUACAGCUGCAGCCUAGACACAGCUAUACCAUCUAUGUGCGAGCCCUCAACGUGGGAGGCACCAGUGCCAGAAGUGAGCCUGCUACAGUGCACACCACAGGAAGCUACUUCCAAUUGAACAAAGACACCUGCCAUCCCUGGCUGACCAUUUCUGAAGAUGGGUUUACGGUAGUUCGAAGUGAGAAGAAAAGUUUCAGAAAGGAGCUGCCGCCGAGCAAGACGCAAUUUACCAGGUGUGUUGCUGUCAUGGGGAAUCUGAUUCCGGUCCGAGGGCGCCAUUACUGGGAAGUGGAGGUGGCUGAGCAUUUGGACUACACUGUGGGUGUGGCCUGUGAAGAUGUCCCUAAGCAGGAAGACCUGGGAGCAAACUCCUUGUCCUGGUGCAUGAGGCAUACAUUUGUUUCCAAAAGGCACCGGUAUGAGUUUCUGCACAACAAGAUGACUCCAGACAUCAGGAUCACAGUUGCUCCGAGGAAGAUUGGCGUGCUGCUGGACUAUGAGAACGCCAAGCUGUCCUUUUUCAAUGUGGACAUUGCUCAGCACCUGUACACAUUUAGCUGUCAGCUCCACCAGUUUGUGCAUCCCUGCUUUUCCCUGGAAAAGUCUGGAUGCCUAAAGAUCUGCAAUGGCAUUUCAAUGCCAAAGCAUGUCACUUUCUUUUAGGCCCUUCUGGUAUUUCCACUCUUUCUUCCUUCCUGUCCCUCAGCCACCCUCCCCUCCCUGGCUGAACUUGGUAUUCAAGGUUCCUACUGCUAGCCGAAGCUAAAGCUCACGGUAGUGUCAGUAGAUGGUGUACUGGAGCCCUUUUCACCUGUGUGCUGUGCCCUGCUGAAGCUAGGGGGAGCCCUUAUCGGGCUGUUAAAUGAGGGCUCUUGUGGGGUCGAAUUCUUGGAGUGUUAAAUUGCAGUUUGUGAUAUGUAAAGUAUUUUGAGUCUCCUAAACUUAUAGACCUAGGGAGAGGGUCAGGGAAGUCAUGAUGGCAUCAGCAGCCCCUGUACAUUUGUGACAUUUCACUGUUUACCAAGAUCAGACUAGGAAAGGCAAGAAAUUACAGAAAAAGAAGGAAGUCAGGUGCCCAUCUCAAGGCCAUCGUGGACACUGAGUAAGAAUGGUUCCCGUAGGCUCACAUAUUUGAAUGCUUAGUCAUGGGUGGAGGCGGGGCUAGGAGUGGCACUACUUGAAAAGGAUUAGACUUAUUAGGAGAUGUGGCUUUGAUGAUCAGAAUAAACCUCUCCACUACCGCUCCCAUGCAGUGAGUGCUGCCAUGCUUCCUGCCAUAAUAAAGGGCUUAACCUCUCAAACUAU